AAAAGUUUGCGCUUGUUGGCGUAUUUCACACAGUUCCUGUUUCGGAAUGUGUUGGUGUCCGGGGUCCGCGCUCCGUCCAACGACAGCGGGCUUUCCGACCUCCUGUGACCGGCUCUCGUUCUCCGCUAAGUUGGCCUUUUUUUUUUUAGAAUAGGUCGUGAACGGUAGCGUGAGCUUUUUAUGGAGUUUAUAUAUUCUAUCACGGGCAGCGGGGCUGUCAGAGUCAGGGACGCAAUCUCCCAGAGGCUGUGGCCUGGACCCGCACCGGGGACCCCGGAAACCCCCGAGCACCAUGCCGGAACCACCUGCGACUCCAACCCAGAUACCGGCCAGAAGAAGACUCCGGAGAAGAAGGAUGGGAGGCGCAUGUCGUUCCAGCGACCCAAAGGGACCGUUGAAUUUUCUGUGGAAUCGCGGGACACGCUGAACAGCAUUGCGCUCAAGUUUGACACCACACCCAACGAACUGGUUCAGCUGAACAAGCUGUUCUCCAGAGCAGUGGUUCCUGGCCAGGUUCUGUACGUUCCUGAUCCUGGGUACAUCUCCAGUGUUGGAAGCUCCCCCUCCCUCAGUCCCAUCAGCCCCCUCUCUCCCACCUCCUCAGAAGCUGAUUUAGAGAAAGUGACGGACUCUGAUGGCCCCCCCAGACCAGAAGGCGUUCACCCCCCGGUGUUCUCCGCCUUGCGCCAGUCCAGAGUGGUGUCAUCCACCUCCCAGGAGGAGGAGGCCCUCACAGAGAAGUUCCUCAAGAUCAACUGCAAGUACAUCACCGGUGGCAUGGGUGCGGUGAGCGGGGUGUUGCUGGUGACGCCCAACAACAUCAUGUUUGACCCUCACCGGAUGGACCCACUGGUUCAAGCCCAUGGGUGCGAGGAGUACGGCAUCAUGUGUCCCCUGGAGGAGGUGCAAUCUGCUGCCAUCUGCAAGGAGAUCACCGACCCCAAGAUCAGAGAGGCUGUGCCCGAUGACCUGGAGCCUCUUCCCACUGAGAGACAUCCCUCCCAGAAGGAGCCAGAGCAGCGCCUUAGGGAGCCGGGGGCCAACGACAGCGGCAGCACGGCCCCGCGCAUCAUCGAGGGCUCCCUCUCCGAAGACGUCUUCACCGAGACGGAGCUGUCCCCCAUCCGCGAGGAGGAGCAGGCGUCUAACGAGGACCUCCGCCUGUACAAGUCGUCGGGCGCGUCCACGGAGUCUGUGCAGAGCGUCACCCGGGUGGAGGCCAGCAGUGCCAUGUCCCAGGCCCCAGGCAAGGCCAGUCAGCCGGAGGAGAGCGCUGCGGCAAAAGCAGAGGACAAUCCACCAGGCACUGCCACAGAGAACGAUAGCCAGUCCCCCAUGAGAUCCAAGCAGCACAGUGAAGAGAAGCCACCAAGCACACCAAGCACACCCACCACCACCAGCAGCAGCACUAGCCAGGCCCAGGGCCCCAGCAGCAGCAGCACCUCUCGCCCGGGCUCCCAAAGCUCCGCCACCCCUUGUGCCGCAGACACCAUCUCUGUCGCAGCCAGUCCAACGAAGUCCAACGAAGCCAACGAGGGGACAGACGUGCCCAAAACGAACACUAUGCAACAGGGCAAAGAGGAAAAGGAGAAUGUAGAGCAGACACCAAAGGAUGGCACGCAGAACUCUGCAGAAGGUACAGGGUCUGCAGAGAGACGGAAGCACCCCUCUCACAAGUUCCUGUGUCUGCGGGUGGGGAAGCCCAUGAAGAAGACGUUCAUUUCUAACGCCAGCGCCUCCAUGCAGCAGUACGCCCAGCAGGGCAAGAAGCACGAGUACUGGUUCGCUGUGCCGCAGGAGAGGUCAGACCACCUGUACGUGUUCUUCAUGCAGUGGAGCCCGGACAUGUACGGUGAGGGGGUCAGGGGGAUGGGACAAGAGCCCGGGUUUAUGGUUGUCAAGAAGAAUGAGGUGUCAGAAACAGCUGAGGACGAGCCAAUCACUGACCUCAAUGUCAAGGAGUGGGAGGUAGUGUCUCUGACGGAGUACCACCGUCGGAUUGAUGCACUAAACAGUGAAGAUCUACGUUCGCUCUGCAAACGACUCCAGAUCACCACCAAGGAAGAGGUGAACUCCAAGCAGGGCACGUCCAUCAAGACGGAGCUGGAGCCAGAAACGUUCAAACCCAACCUCCGAGAAUCCAGUGAUCUCCUGGAGGCCGACCAGAUAGAGAAGCUUGCCAGGAAUCUCCCACCUCGGACCAUUGGGUACCCAUGGACGCUGGCCUUUGGCACAUCAAAGCAUGGCAUGAGCAUUAAGAGUCUGUACAGAGCCAUGCAGGGCCAGGACACCCCGGUGCUCAUGGUUAUUAAGGACAGCGAUGGCCAGGUGUUUGGUGCGUUGGCGUCGGAGCCCUUUAAAGUCAGCGAUGGCUUUUAUGGCACAGGAGAGACCUUCCUCUUCAGCUUCAACCCAGAGUUUGAGGUGUACAAAUGGACUGGGGACAACAUGUUCUUCAUGAAGGGAGAUAUGGACUCCUUAGCUUUUGGUGGAGGAAGCGGUGAGUUUGGCCUGUGGCUGGACGGAGACCUCUACCACGGCAGGAGUCACUCCUGUAAAACAUUUGGGAACCCCAUGCUCUCGAAAAAGGAGGAUUUCUAUGUUCAGGACAUAGAGAUCUGGGCGUUUGAGUAACGGAACAGUGAACCACAGGGAAGAAAAAAAAAAAAAAACAAGUCCUGCAAA
Molecule: messenger RNA, 2685 nt
Organism: Cyclopterus lumpus (lumpfish)
Lineage: Eukaryota; Metazoa; Chordata; Actinopteri; Perciformes; Cyclopteridae
Gene: oxr1a
Product: oxidation resistance 1a
Exons: 15
Coding region: 181-2634 (817 amino acids)
Biological process (GO): response to oxidative stress
Cellular component (GO): nucleus
Source: RefSeq, a predicted model, not a curated record